This is a messenger RNA of Rattus rattus (black rat), 3012 nucleotides long. RefSeq names its product vomeronasal type-2 receptor 1-like. The record is from RefSeq and is a predicted model, not a curated record. Bases 1 to 2754 code for a protein of 917 amino acids. NCBI's taxonomy places the organism in Eukaryota, Metazoa, Chordata, Mammalia, Rodentia, Muridae. Gene Ontology annotation, biological process: G protein-coupled receptor signaling pathway. Gene Ontology annotation, molecular function: G protein-coupled receptor activity; olfactory receptor activity. The transcript has 6 exons. Gene Ontology annotation, cellular component: membrane.
AUGGCUAGCAGAAAGAAGUGCUUGACUCUGGGAUUAACUGUAUUUUUGUGGGUUGGAUUAUAUGCUCAAAAUGAAGAGCAGAAUGUGACAUGCAGGUUGCUGCGCAAGUUUAAUUUGACUGGAUACGUAGAGGCUGCAAACCACUCCAUGGUUAUUGGAGGACUAUUUCCUAUUCACUCUAGAACCAUCCCAACAAAUGACUCUGAUGAGGAACCCGUAUCAGCCAUUGCCUCACAAAAGCUUUUCCUUUCCAGGUUUAACUUCCGGGGUUUCCGCUGGAUGAAAACCAUGAUCCACACCAUCAAGGAGAUUAAUGCGAGGAAAGACAUUUUGCCCAACCACACUCUGGGCUACCAGAUCUUUGACACCUGUUUUUCUGUCUCCAAAGCAAUGGAGACUGCUUUGGUAUUUCUUACAGGACAGGAAGAAAACAAGCCCAAUUUUAGAAACAGCACUGGAAAAUAUCUGGUAGGAAUUAUCGGAUCAGGAGGCUCAUCCUUGUCAGUUGCUGCUUCAAGAAUUCUGGGGUUGUAUUACAUGCCUCAGGUUGGUUAUACUUCUUCCUGCUCAAUUCUUAGUGACAAAUUCCAGUUUCCGUCUUUUUAUCGCUCAAUACCCAGUGAUAAGAUCCAGUCUGAGGCCAUGGUGAAUCUUAUCAAACACUUUGGUUGGGUCUGGGUAGGUGCUAUUGCAGCUGAUGACGAUUAUGGAAAAUAUGGAGUAAAAUCAUUUAGGGAAAAAAUGGAGAGUGCCAACCUCUGUGUUGCUUUCUCUGAAACCAUUCCAAAAGUCUACUCCAAUGAGAAAAUGCAAAAAGCUGUUAAGGCAGUAAAAAGUUCCACUGCCAAAGUCAUUGUGCUUUUUACAACUGACAUUGACCUCAGCCCCUUUGUGCUGGAAGUGGUUCAUCAUAACAUAACUGACAGGACAUGGAUAGCCAGUGAAGCCUGGAUUACCUCAGCUCUUGUUGCAAAACCUGAGUAUUUUCCUUAUUUUGGUGGAACCAUUGGAUUUGCAAUCCCGAGAAGUGUUAUACCAGGAUUAAAAGAAUUUCUUUAUGAUAUACACCCUAGCAAGGAUCCAAAGGAUGUCUUGACCAUUGAAUUCUGGCAAACUGCUUUUAACUGUACCUGGCCCAACAGCACUGUGCCUUACAACGUGGACCACAGAGUGAAUAUGACUGGUAAAGAAGACAGAUUAUAUGCUAUGUCUGAUCAGCUCUGCACCGGAGAGGAGAAGCUGGAGGAUCUGAAAAAUACCUAUCUAGAUACAUCUCAGCUGAGAAUUACAAACAAUGUCAAACAAGCUGUGUAUCUUAUGGCUUAUGCCCUGGAUCGUUUAAGCAAUUGUGACUUAUUGGAAGAAUAUAAUAAUAGUACAGCAUGUUCACAUAUACCUGACUUUGAGCCCAGGGAGAUGCUGCCUUACUUUAAGAAAUUGAAAAUUACUACCCAUGAUGGAACAGAAAUAGAACUUGAUAACAAUGGAGAUAUAGAAAAUGGAUAUUAUGAUAUCCUCAAUUGGCACAUGGGCAAUGCUGGAGAAGUUGCCUUUGUCAAGGUUGGAGAAUACAAAUUCACAAGUUCAAAAUAUGAACUUGUUCUUCCAAAGAACUCAUCAUUGUUUUGGAACACUGAAUCUUCAAUGCUUCCAGAUUCAGUCUGCACAAAACUGUGUGCUCCAGGGACUCGAAAGGGGGUUCGACAGGGACAACCCAUAUGCUGCUUUGAUUGCAUCCCAUGUGCUGAUGGAUAUGUGUCAGAGAAACAAGGUCAAAGGGAAUGUGAUCCAUGCAGUGAAGAUGACUGGUCCAAUGCAGAGAAGAGCAAGUGUGUACCAAAGCUUGUGGAAUUCCUCGCUUAUGAGGAGGCCCUGGGGUUCACCCUUGUCAUCCUUUCCAUAUUUGGGGCAAUUGUGGCCUUUGCAGUCACCAUUGUGUAUGUGAUACACAGACAUACUCCAUUGGUGAAAGCCAAUGACAGAGAGUUGAGCUUCCUCAUUCAGAUGUCUCUGGGAAUCAUAGUGCUAUCAUCUAUGUUGUUCAUAGGAAAGCCAUCCAACUGGACCUGCAUGGCCCGCCAGGUCACUCUGGCAUUGGGCUUUUGCCUUUGUCUGUCUUCCACUCUUGGAAAGACUAUUUCACUCUUCUUUGCCUACAGGAUUUCCAAAUCCAAAACCUGGCUUAUAUCCAUGCACCCUGUUUUUCGAAAAUUAAUUGUGCUAUUCUGUGUUGUAGGGGAGAGUGGUGUAUGUGCAGCUUACUUGGUGUUGGAGCCUCCAAGGAUGUUCAAGAACAUUGAAUCUCAAAAUGUAAAGAUCAUCUUUGAAUGUAAUGAAGGGUCUAUAGAGUUUCUGUGUGCUAUAUUUGGGUUUGAUGUUUUUCUGGCUCUGCUGUGUUUCCUUACAACCUUUGUGGCUCGCAAGCUGCCAGAUAACUAUUAUGAAGGGAAAUGUAUCACUUUUGGGAUGCUGGUCUUUUUCAUUGUCUGGAUCUCUUUUGUCCCUGCUUACUUGAGCACCAAAGGCAAAUUCAAAGUAGCUGUGGAAAUAUUUGCCAUUUUGGCAUCCAGCUAUGGCUUGUUAGGCUGUCUAUUUCUUCCCAAGUGUUUCAUUAUUUUGCUGAGGCCAAAGAGGAACACGGAUGAAACUGUUGGUGGAAGAGUCCCCACUGUUGACAGGAGCAUCCAGCUGACCUCAGCCUCUGUGAGCAGUGAGCUUAACAGCACAACAGUGUCAACUGUUCUGGAUGAGUAGAGCUGUGAGCUCCAUGUGACAUACAAGGAUGCCACCUUGGAUGACACCCUGACUCAACCUUCCCUUUUAUGUUUCAUCUGAAGCAGCUGGUGAUAUUCUAGGGUAAUAUUGGUUGUGGCUAUGCUGGUGUAAGGUUAACCUGCUCAAUAAUAUUUUGUUCUGUGACAUGCCAUUCAGCAUAGAUUGCAAUGACACAUAUAAUUUAAAUUGGAAACCGUAUCUUUUGGACUUUAAAGUAGAGGGUAUAAAUAAACAUGA